Molecule: messenger RNA, 675 nt
Organism: Anthostomella pinea
Lineage: Eukaryota; Fungi; Ascomycota; Sordariomycetes; Xylariales; Xylariaceae
Source: the annotation of a GenBank genome assembly
AUGUCACGAGGAGCGCCGCGCGGCAGAGGUGGCUUUGGCGGAGGCGGUUUCGGCGGAGGCCGUGGAGGAGGCAGGGGCGGCGGCCGUGGCGGAUUCGGACAGCGAGACUUCGGCCCACCGGACCAGAUCCUAGAGAUGGGCAGCUUCAUCCACGCGUGCGAGGGCGAGAUGGUCUGCGAGAGCAUCAACCCCAAGGUACCACAGUUCAACGCCGCCAUCUUUCUGGAAAACAAGACCUCAGUCGGCAAGGUCGACGAGAUCCUCGGCCCCAUCAACCAGGUCUACUUCACCAUCAAGCCCAGCGAGGGUAUCCAGGCCACAUCCUUCAAGCCCGGCGACAAAUUCUUCAUCGGCAGCGAGAAGACCCUUCCUCUUGAGCGUUUCCUGCCCAAGCCCAAGCCGCCGGCGGGUGCACCGAAAGUCAAGAAGCCCAGCCGCGGUGGUGGCAGGGGAGGCGGCCGCGGAGGACCGAUCAGAGGAGGUGGCAGAGGCAGCUUCGGUGGUGGUAGAGGCGGAGGCCGCGGCGGCAGCGGCUUCGGCGGCAGAGGUGGUGGCUUUGGCGGCGGACGAGGAGGUGGAGGCCGCGGCGGCGGUGGUUUCAGCCGAGGCGGAUUUGGUGGUGACAGAGGAGGCCGAGGUCGCGGUGGUGGCUUCAGCAGGGGCGGCCGAUUCUAA